GUAUUUCUACAAUCCAGUGAUCUCCACCUCCUGUGUCCACUGACAGGUGCCAUCAACCCCAAUUAUUAUCAACAAAAAUUGAACUAGAAAUGUCACGACCAGGAACGAGACUUGAUUCUAAAAAAGUGAACUCAGAAUUAUUCACAUUAACUUAUGGAGCCCUGGUGGCCCAACUCCUGAAGGACUACGAGAACGUCGACGAUGUCAACAAACAGCUGGAGAGAAUGGGCUACAACAUGGGGAUUCGUCUCAUCGAAGACUUCCUGGCGAGGACAGGGUCAGGACGUUGUUAUGACUUUCGUGACACUGCUGAGAAGAUUCAGUCCGGCUUCAAGAUAUUCCUGGGGAUAACUCCGACCAUCACGAACUGGAGUGCAGCUGGCGAUGAAUUCUCCCUCUGCUUCGAGUCGAAUCCCCUGACGGAGUUCGUUGAACUACCUGACAAUUGUCUGAAUCUCAAAUACUGUAAUAUUCUUACUGGAGUGCUGAGGGGCGCCUGUGAGAUGGUGCAGAUGGAGGUCUCCUCAUGGUUCGUCCAGGACCAGCUGAAGAACGACAGUAUAACUGAGCUCAGGGUCAAGUUCAUCAAGAGGCUGGAGGACGCCAUCCCAGCUGGAGAGGAUUAAAUGAAAUGAGGAUUAUGAAUUUAAUUCAUAAUUUCAAUAAUUUCGUUGUGGUAUUUAUCGAAGGCAGGGGGUGAGGGGUAAAAUGAGAAAAAUUAAUUGCACUUUGAGGUAAUUUUCUGGGAGAGACGAAACGUGAAUUGAACGUUCAAAAAAUUGCUCUAGGAUCGUUUGUAUGUCUCGGAAAACCUUGGGGAAUUCGCUAGAUAAUUUUAUUGGAUUUCUGUUGAACGUUCUAGUAGCUUUUAGCUGAUUCUGUUGAAAAACUCCACAGCUUAUUCUAUAGAAAAAAUAAGUAGAAUCUUAUUUUUCUGUACAAAUAAUUCUAUUGAUAUAUUUUCUAUUAAAAAUCCUUCACUGCGAUUUUCCAAGUUUUUUAAUUUGAUUUUCUUUCAA
Messenger RNA from Diachasma alloeum, 1019 nucleotides. It is a transcript of the gene Bet3, whose product is annotated as trafficking protein particle complex subunit 3. The coding region runs from base 90 to 626 and encodes 178 amino acids. Gene Ontology annotation, biological process: endoplasmic reticulum to Golgi vesicle-mediated transport; intra-Golgi vesicle-mediated transport. NCBI's taxonomy places the organism in Eukaryota, Metazoa, Arthropoda, Insecta, Hymenoptera, Braconidae. Gene Ontology annotation, cellular component: TRAPP complex; cytosol; cis-Golgi network membrane. The record is from RefSeq and is a predicted model, not a curated record. The transcript has 2 exons.